Molecule: messenger RNA, 1505 nt
Organism: Anopheles merus
Lineage: Eukaryota; Metazoa; Arthropoda; Insecta; Diptera; Culicidae
Gene: ro
Product: homeobox protein abdominal-A homolog
Exons: 3
Coding region: 135-1505 (456 amino acids)
Biological process (GO): regulation of DNA-templated transcription
Molecular function (GO): DNA-binding transcription factor activity, RNA polymerase II-specific; DNA binding
Source: RefSeq, a predicted model, not a curated record
CGAGCGGGAAGCAUAAAUUCUUCCUGCCCAACGGGACGAUUCUCAGAGCCGCUUAAACCUUCCGCACAGGUGGAUCGGGAUUUUGAAUUUCGCAAAACCAAAGUGCUGUGUCGGACCAUCUCAUCGUUGCCAAAAUGCUCGCCGAAAGUGGUCCGAUUGCCAGCAACGAGCGGCACCUUCCGUACAGUAGUAGUGAACCACCCUCCGGCCCUGGUUCUAGCGCGUGUGAACCACCGAUAGUGAACCGACCCCUAUCGCCGCGAAAGUUCUUCGAGCGACUGUACGGUCACCUCGAGCGGGAUGACAAACGUGCCACCAACCACAACAACAACAACGGUUCUGCCAACGGCAGCAGUGAUGAAGUGCGCGAUCGAAACGUGCACGUGACAGUGACAAAGGCUAGUGAUCCAUGUGCUCUUAUUGAUGAAACCCACCGACACCACCAUCAUCACCACAAUUCUUCUAGUGAUUCGCAAAAAUCCGUCUCAGUGAACAGUUCAAUUAGUUCCGGCAGCCCGCGUUCCUCGCUCGCAGUGGACAUUGAGGAAGAUUCGUCCCAGGAUGCAAGCAUUGGCUCACCCCGACUACAACCCGGCGGCGGUGACCAUCCUCGACAACCGCCGGCUUACCCCCCAUUGCGCCAUUACGGUAUCACUUCCUCGUCCUCCACCGCUUGUGCUUCCGAAUAUCCCACGACGAUAGGUGGUCAAUGUUACGGAUUUUUGGCAGUCACUCCACAACAGUCAUCCUCCGCCGGUGUUUUACCAGUGCCAGCACCCCAUUUGACGCAACCGGGUGACCCGGCGUUGGUGGGAGGAUUGCAACAUCGGCCGCAACCCGGAAGCAUGGCCGUGUCAACGUUCUUUUCGUCCACGGGAGGUGCAGGCGCAGGUGGUUAUGGGCCUCCUUCCUUUCGACCGUUUUUUGGUAUCACGCACGAUGGACCGCAGCUGCCGGCGGGAUUGUCCGCUUUUCUGGCCAGACGUCGCAAAAAGGAAGGACGUCCACGCCGCCAGCGCACCACGUUCAGCAGCGAGCAAACCCUUCGACUAGAGGUAGAAUUUCACCGCAACGAAUACAUUUCCCGAGGCAGACGGUUCGAGCUGGCAGAAGUGUUGAAACUAUCCGAAACACAAAUCAAAAUAUGGUUCCAGAAUCGUCGCGCGAAAGAUAAGCGCAUCGAGAAGGCACAAAUCGACCAGCAGUAUCGGACAUUUGCCGCUGUUAACGGCCUGCUGACUCCAUUCAGUCCUCAGUAUCCUGCAGCGUUGAUUGCAACGCACCACCAGCAACCGCAGCAUCCUUCUCAUCAUCAUGAGCAGGCGCAGGAGCCACAGCAGCAGGUACAGCAUCAACAACUAGUGCCAUCUUUUACACCAACCAUUAGGAGAGAGAAUCAAAGGCCGAGUCAGCAAACCAAACGAUACGAGGACCGUGACCGUCAAGGAUCGCAUAACAGCGGUGAAGGUGGCGGCGUAGGUGAUAGUGAGAAAACUGAACGAUGA